Messenger RNA from Actinia tenebrosa (Australian red waratah sea anemone), 2355 nucleotides. RefSeq names its product lipopolysaccharide-induced tumor necrosis factor-alpha factor homolog. The record is from RefSeq and is a predicted model, not a curated record. Gene Ontology annotation, molecular function: zinc ion binding. NCBI's taxonomy places the organism in Eukaryota, Metazoa, Cnidaria, Anthozoa, Actiniaria, Actiniidae.
UUAGGGAUGCGUCAAUCGAUAUCGGAUUGAGGAUCCAUCAAGGGCAGAAAAUAUCGAAGGAAUUUAAGCAAAGUUUACCAAGAAGCAGUGUAAUAACUGAAUCCAAUAUGUCUCAGGCACCACCACCAUAUCCUGGGGAUCCACAGAAAAAUCCCUAUCCUCCUCAACAACCUGGAUAUCCACCACAACAAGCUGGAUACCCUCCACAACAGCCUGGGUACCCUCAACAAGGCUAUCCUCCAUCCCAACCUUACCCAGCUCAUCAUCAACAGUCCCAUAACACUACCACAAUCAUCCAAACACAGCCUACAACUACUGUCAUUACUCCGGCGUUCUUUGGGGAGACUCCAGUGGCGAUGAUGUGCCCUCACUGCCAAGCGAGUAUCGUCACUGCCACCGAAUACGUGCCUGGCUCUCUAGCUUGGAUCAUUUGUGUUGUUCUCUUCUUUGUCUUCUGGCCAUGUUGUUGGUUGCCAUUUGUCAUUGAUGGCUGCAAGGACGUACUCCACUCUUGUCCCAACUGCAGAAGACAAGUUGGAUCUUACAGCAGAAUGUGAUGGCCGUGGAUUUACAAUACCAGUAUUGGCCUGAAUAAAAGCUUAGUAGUAAAACGCUUCUUAGAAGAAAAAAACACACACUUUUUGCCUAUGGUGCAAACAUUAAAUCCAUGAAGUAAAAUUAUAUUCAUUUGUUAGAGUGAUGACAACAGCCAUAAAACAAAACCUAGAACUUAAUGUUUAAAAGUCGAUACAAAAUAUAAGACAACAUUGUAAUCACAGGCUAGAGUGUAAACCAUAUAUAUCCAUUAAAUAACACACCAACUAAAUAACACUAGAGUAAAAACAAUAAAUCCGUGAAACACUAAUUACUAAAUAGUACAAAAUAGUGCUAACUAAACAAUAGAAAACAAUGGAAUUUGCAUGAAAUUGUGCUAUUUAGUAUUACUAAAGUUUCAUGGUUAUACUGUUGCCACUCUAAACACAUUCUUUCUUUUGUUUUCAAUUGUUUUAUUGAUGCCAUUUUGUACUAAUUAGUUAACACUAUUUCACGAAUAUAUAGUUUGCACUCUACUUAGAAGUAUUAGACUUAUUUCUAUGUCAUGGGUUAAGUAUCGUCACUCUGGUUUGCAACAGUCUUUAUUUAGUGGCUGUUAUCACUAUCACUCAACCAGAACAGUAUUAAUAUCAAUACCCAGGAGGCAUAAAAUUCACUAUUUAGCCAUCACUUCUACUUGCUCGUAUACAUGGAAUAGAAAUAUGACUUCCAUUAUUAUUCAAGACCCUGACUAGCCUCUCAUACAGUGAAAAUACAGUGAGAAGGCUAUUCAGUACAGAAAAUAGCCAUUCAAAUUGGUCAUGAGUUGCACUAGUGACAUAAUUCCGUCUCGUGUGGAAUGUUCAUCAGUCGAAUCACAAGUUUUCAAUAGAAUUCUUUCUGGCUGACAGCACGUGGAUCAGAUAAUGAGAUUCAAAACUUUUAUCAGCUGAGUGAAAGCCAGCAAUACAAUAGCUGUUCUUGUAUUCUUGUCACUGGUGUAUUGUUAUAAUAACUGUCGUAGUUGGGUGAUAGUGGCUAAUAGUUAAUAAAUAGAAACUGUUAAUUGGAUUUUCUUUCAUAGAUUUAUUAUUUACACUUUAAUGAUCAUAUGCCACAAAGCCUUGUAAAGUCACGAGUAGAGAUCCAUAUAUAACAGUUCAAAAGUUUAAAACACAAACUUGUAUCUGACUGUUACUUUUUUAAUUUUGAAACAGAAAUUAGGAUUAAAAAAAAAAACACAACAUUUCUUUAUAUCCUGCAUGUGUUUCUUAUUUGUAGUGAUGUUCAGCAUUGUGUGGACUCAAAUGGUGAUAAAGUGAUUUUCAAAACCUGUGAAACAAAAUUUAGCUAUAAACUUCUAUUAACACAUAAUAAUGUGUAAUAGCAGUUAUUAGCGAGAAAAUUAAAGUUUAUUCAGUGAAAGUUUAUUGAAGUUUAUUUAUAACUUCAUUGUUGAAAGUCUAAUGAGUAAUAACUUGUACUAGUUUGUAUUAAUAAUUGUUACUUUGACAUUUAUUUUACAGGUUUAUGAAAAUCAUUCUAGUUGUAGUUGUUUCUCAAAAGCAUAAUUUUGUUCUUAAUCAAUGGUGUCAUAACUGAUAGACAUUUGUAUAGGAACAGCAUUUGUUUUAUCUUAGGAUGGCAACUAGCAUUAAUCAUAUCCAGUGCUCUUUAUUAAAGGUGCAGUAAUACAAGCAAUAAGGCCAUGCAAUAAAACUGUGCAUGCUGCAGAGCAAAUGCUGCUAAUUUUAGCACUCAUUUAACUGUGUAAGAAAUCUUUGUUGCAAACAGUAAAACGUAGUUACUAUGUGUAAUGAA